AUUGGAAAGUAUUUCCGUGGCUGCUCGGUGCCCUCCCAUCCGCCUCACACACCAUCCUGUCAAACAGAGGUUACGCCAGCUGGGAGUACGCGAGCUGAAAAUGUGAUAUUGAACAAAUCGUACAGCCAGUGAGGUGUUCGGUUGUGAGUGUGAGGAUCCUCUUCAUCGGACGGCGGGUGAGGAAGAGCCGUGUGCGAGGGAGCUGCUGCUGAUUCUCAAGGUUUCCUGUGGAGGUUGUGAGACGGGACAGAGAAACAUCGACUGAGGUCCGUGGCUUAUCGCUCCACCUCCAUCCUAGAGAUGCUGCCUUGCCUGCAGAGAGCGCUGCGGCCCGCUCUCUCUCUGAGAGCCGGGGCUGGGUUAACCACAGCCGGACUCAGCAGUCACCAAAGUCCCGUUGGAUCGUCGCCAGCCCGGGUCUCCUCAGAGCCGUCCCCCUUCAUGCUGCUGCAGCGAUGUCACCUGGGCACACACCCGCUGAAAGAGCCCGUAGAGCCUCUCAACUCCCCCCGGGGAGCCAAGGAGUUUAUUUAUAGCCUGCAUCCGACUGAACGUACCUGUCUGCUGCGAGAGCUGCACAGGUUCGAGUCCAUAGCUAUUGCUCAAGGGCAGCUGGAAAUUGCACCACCCACUAGAGCACAGCUAAGAUACGUUCUGCUGCAUAACGCGCUCCCUUUCGUUGGAUUCGGAUUCCUGGACAACUGCAUCAUGAUCGUUGCUGGCACACAGAUUGAGUUAUCCAUCGGAGUGAUUCUCGGCAUUUCAACUAUGGCAGCUGCUGCCCUGGGCAACCUGGUGUCUGAUCUGGCAGGACUGGGGCUGGCAGGUUACGUGGAGGCUUUGGCGUCUCGGCUGGGGAUGCAGAUUCCCGACUUAAGCCCAAAGCAAGCCGACAUGUGGCAGACCAGAGUCAGCGCUCACUCGGGUAAAGCCAUCGGUGUUGGCAUCGGCUGCAUCCUGGGCAUGUUUCCCCUCCUGUUCUUCAAGGAUGAUGACGAGAAGAAGAAGAAAGAGGGCAAGAAGGAUGGGAAGGAGCAAACACAACCACCACCUGCUCCCACAGAGAGCAGCAAAAACUGAAACUGACCACCUCACCGGAGGCGAGCGCUAUUUUAAACCUAUUAGAAUAUUUAAAACUGAGACGGAGUGACAGGAGUGUAUGGAGAUGUCACUGAACUCUCAAAAGGUCUUCACCCCAGGAUUUUAGUUAUAGUUUGAUUGUAGACUUUGAACUGAAGCACAGGGAGCUGAACGUCUGAAGAAACAAGAGGUGUAUGACUCACUGGACUGCUGCUGCUCCGACUAUUGCACCGUGAACCUCACGUUGUUGUUUUGACUGAACCGACACAGGCUGAGACUUAUUAUCUUAAAAACUCUGCAGUAGCCUCUAUAUGCUCCCUAUCUCUAAAAAAAAAUGUAAUACAUGUUUUAGGGCUCCCUAAAAGAUCACUACAACUUUGCAAACAUUGCCAGAAAAAAAGACUUCAGAACAAAGUAUCUCACAUGGCAAUUUUGUAAAGCUUAUCUAACAUUUAGAGGAAGACUGAAGUAAGAGGGCAUGAUUCAUCAGUGUUGAAUAUCAUCCUUAAAAAGCUUUAAUUUCGUAUCAGUUUUAAGAGUAGAAGGUCAAGGAAAGGGUGUGCUCAUCCACAUCAUCACUCUUCAGUUUAACAAGCAUGUCAGCCUUUUGAUGGCAACCGUCUUAAAGUCUUGCCAGCCUGCCUCUGUUACAGUCCAAAUGUUACACCUGCAAGCUGCUUCUCUUGAUUUUAUGUUAUUUUUUUAUUACUAUCUGUAUAUGAUAUGCUGGUGUGGUUUGUAAUGAUCCCCCCAAAGCAGUAAAAUGUAUCACAGAGUAUACUGUCUGUAGCUAGCUAGCCUUUUGAAGAGAGGGAGAGAGGGAGAGGGAGAGAGAGAGGGAGAGAGAGGGAGAGAGAGGGGGGGGGGGGGGGGGGGGGGGGUUUGUUUGGCACAGAGAUAGAAAUGCCAGUGCUGAACCGCUGAGAUUUCCCGCCCUAUUUCCACAGACUCUCCAGCCUCCAGUUCCAUACUAAUAAUCUCCAUUCCUGCAGCCGAACACAAACACGUCUUCCUCUUGAGCAGACAGCACCUGUAUGUCAGUCCAGUGGGGACCCUGUGAGUACUCACAACUAUAGCGCACAACAUAGAUUACAUUUACCUGGACACCAAGUGAGAUAUUGUCACUCUGAUUCUGCUCGUGGAAAAGUUCAUGCUCAUGUAGCCUUCAUUUAUCUUCACCUAUAAGCACCGUAUGUGAUAUCCGUCUGCUCUGCUGCCUCCACUGGAUGACAUUCACAGAAACAUGUUUGUUUCAGUACAGUCUCACAAUCGGCAACAUCUGGCUGCCUGUGACCUUAAUGACUCACUCUUUGAUUAUUAUUCUUAAUCUUUGUUCUUCUUUUAAGAUGCAAACAAGUUAAACUGCAGCAUCUGAUCUUACCAUCCGUAUAAGCCGUCUUUGAUUUUGUUAAUUUAUCUCUUGAAGAGUUUUUGUUUGUCACCCGUUUGACUCAGUAUCUCAUCUCAUUAUCUGAACAGAAGGAUGUAUUUGUCCCCAAGUUUAGAAGUUGAAUGAAAGGAAGCAGAUUAGGUAUUUCUUUGCAGAAAAUGUAUUUAUUUUGUUGUUUAAUCCAGACGUGUAUUCAUGUAUCCAAAAUAGAGCAGAAGAUCUUUGUGAGAAUAUUUCAACAGAGCUCUUAAACAAGAGUGACUCUCUGUUACAGACCAAAACUAAACUUCCUCAACACGCUCUUAAAACUUGAAAUUAUAUGAAGACUUUACCGAGAAGGUUGUUACAAUGUGGAUAACUAAAGUGUGAUAAAAAUGAAGAAUAUUUACUAACAGAUGAACAUAUUAAUGUAGAUAGGAUUUUUGAUCUGACUGCUUGAUUUCCAUCCUGCAUGCACUGCUGAUAAAAACUGUUAUUGUACAUGUUUACUUUGUAAGGAUAAUAAAAAACUUGAGUAUGUUCAUUGCAGGAUAAUAAAAAUCACUGCAGAUAAAACAGAAGAGUUAGAUGUAAAAAAUAUAUAUUUUGUGGUUGUCAAAAAGAAAAACACAAAAUAUCACAUUUCCCUUUUUAUGCAGCUGAUGACUCUCAGUAUAUAGCUCCAAAUGAUAUUCUUGUUUGCUCGUUCCUUGCAGAGGCUCCACAGAUGUGUGCCCUCUGCUGGGGCGUGAACAGGUAAAUGCAGUAUGGAGAAUUGGACAGAGUGUGAGGUGGAUGUUGAAGGUGCAGAAUGAAAUGGGAUGGGAAGUGUGGUCAUGUUUAUGAGAUGUCGCACUUUGCCUCCUCGCGUUGGCUUGUCAGAUUGACCGUCUCUCAGCUGAAGGGCUGUUUCAGUGCAGAGUCAGUCAUGAUAAGAAGGAACCUCAAUGUCAAAAUACUCUGAUUUCAGGGUGAUAUAAGUUGUUCUGCAUUAAUAAACCCAGUGGUGUUACUGGGAGGAAAUAAAAGAGAUUUGCGUUUCACAAAAGUUUA
Molecule: messenger RNA, 3502 nt
Organism: Notolabrus celidotus (New Zealand spotty)
Lineage: Eukaryota; Metazoa; Chordata; Actinopteri; Labriformes; Labridae
Product: transmembrane protein 65-like
Exons: 8
Coding region: 301-1080 (259 amino acids)
Biological process (GO): regulation of cardiac conduction; cardiac ventricle development
Cellular component (GO): mitochondrion
Source: RefSeq, a predicted model, not a curated record